Cylicocyclus nassatus is the source of this 1695-nucleotide messenger RNA. Lineage: Eukaryota; Metazoa; Nematoda; Chromadorea; Rhabditida; Strongylidae. The record is from the annotation of a GenBank genome assembly.
AUGAAAUCUUUAAGGAAGAGUCUUGAACGCAAAAACGCAAAAACGUUACCUUCAAAGUUCGGAUAUUUGCUUACAGGAAAGCAACAGAGACCAAUGGAUGUGUCGGAAAGGACACUGGGAGUGUCUGACACAUCAGUGGCAAUGGUCCAGGAAAUCGCGAACUUCGAAGCAGUUUUUGAGGACGACAGAGAUCGGCGGGACAAGCAGUGGACCACGGACUCAGGUGGCAUAUGUGAGUUCACUGGUACAAAGGAUGCAGAGAAGGAGGCUAACAACGCAAAAGUUGCCGGAUUUUUUGAGGAUACAGUACACAGACGCAACGGUGUUUACUAUCGAUUGCCGUUCAAGGAGAACCACACCCAACUACCGGAUAAUAGAGCCAUAGCGAACAAACGGCUUGUUGAUAUCCUAUACAGACUGGAAUUGGAUCCAAACUUUCUACAAGCACAUGAUCGGACAAUACGAGAUCAGUUUGAAAAAGAAAUAACUGGACAAGUUACCGAUGGACAACCAAUCCUUGGAGAGACCAUAGCUGCUCUAAUGGUCAAAAAAGCGAUGCCACAUCAGGGAGAGGAUGUACGUGAGCCGUUGUUAAAUCUAACAAAAACUUGGAGUUUUAUUUCUACUGGACGAGCAGCUGCGAUUAUGCUCAUUUUCAUCGGACGAUCAAUGCAUGGACUGAAUGAGGAUCGCCAAGCUGAAAUCUUUGAAAGAGUCAAGAAGCUAAGAGACGUUCAGAAUUGCCCUGUUUCUAUUUUAGGAGAAAUUAUGCAACCUGCCCAAAUGAUUACUCAAGAUCAUCAGAAACGCCGUCUCUCCACCAAGUAUAAAUCCAUGGACAACACCCUACAUCUAUUCCAAGACAGUCACUCAAUCUGGCGUUUACGAGUUCAACUGGGAAAGAUAUCACUAAGCGAUCAAAAGCAAAAUCCUAUUUACAUUGCUCCUAAAACACCACCAGCUUUACUGAUGAUCAAAGAAGUGCAUAGUUUCUAUCAUAGACUAGUGGAAUACACGAUGAUGGCGGUACGAAUACGCCGUGAGGCGGAGGAAGCGAUUCAGUCAUGCAGAAUCACUGAACAGUUUUGGAAAGUGUGGCAGCAUCAUUACCUGACUAGCCUGCGAGAAAAACCACCGAAGAAAAUCUCAAGAAAAAGACUUGGACAAGAAACGCUCAUAGUGGGGUCGAUAGUACUUAUCAGCAAUCCAGUUUUACCAAGAAAUUCGUGGAAAUUGGCGCGUAUAACGGAUAUUCGGCGUGGAACAGACGGUGUAAUCCGAGAGGCAAAGCUAGUGACCAGUAACAGACGUAAAGUCCGACGACCGGUCAAUUUGCUGAUUCGACUCGAAAUUAUCGACGAUAUGAGUGAUAUAUCAGAUAAAGAGUCAACGUCGUCAUUGAAUGGAAUUUCAAAAGAAGAAAGGUCGGAGAAGUCCUAUAAUCUCAGAUCCCGGCAGAUGAGCUGUAAUGUAGAAAAUGUUGACGACCACAAGAAAAAGAAAUCUGCGCAACUCAAGAACAAAAUGUCUCAAUGUUUUGUUUACGUAUGCUUUACUCAUUGCCCAUUUUGGGUAAUGAUCAUUCUUAUUGUGACUUCGCCUCCGAUAAAGCAGUUACUCGACGCUGGUGUUUUGGACACGACAGUUUGGACGGCUGAGCAGGACAAUCGGCACACCACUGAACCACCACUUUAA